GUGAGAGAGAUAAGUAGUAAGUGUAGUUGUCUAGUGUGUCAAGGGUGCGAGGGGUCGGUCGGUUGGGCACCGUAGUCCGUAGCCAACAUACACCACAUCGUUGGCUAGUCACUCUCAGUGUCAAACAUAACAUCAAUAUACCGACAGAGUGUGUGCACAUACGUGAUUGUCUUUGAGGAAUUACUUCUGCCACCAAUCCAUGCUAAGCGGUACAGGCCAGAAUGGAGGAAGCCGACCUAGGGUGCUCCGUAUGCCAAGACCGGUACAACGAUAACCGAAUCCCGAGAAACCUGGGUUGCGGCCAUGCCGUGUGCACCUCCUGCAUCGAACAGCUGAUCAACAACAACCGCAAAUGCCCCGAAUGCCGACGACCCUUCUACGCGGUCAUUGCGACCACCCUCCCGGUCAACUAUCCGCUCCUGAGACUCGCCCGGUCGCUGACGACUAGGACCGCCGCAUCCCCGCAGCAUCCAGCGGCCCAAUCCUACUCGCCUUCGGCUUCCAGUUCCCGCUCGGGCCCGCUGGAUGCCGGCGAGUGCGCUGCCCACGGCUCGCGCAUGAAGUCCAGGUGCAUGACCUGCAACGUGUGGGUAUGCCCCGAUUGUCUCGUCAUGGAUCACAUCGUGCCCCCGGACGGGGAGUGCGAGAUCCUGCCCUUGAACCAGGCCCUGGAGGAGAUGAAAAAGAGCCACAUGGAAAACAUCUCCACCAUGUUCCACACGAUCCAGGGUCUGAAGAACACCAUCGGAGAUCACAUAGCGCAGGUGGAGGCCAACAAGAGGGUCCACAACAACACCGCCGCCAGCAUCCGCGCCGUUCUGCAAGGCGAGUUGGACGUGGUGCAGGACCUGGAUUCCAUCAAGAAGAAGGCCACCGACAAACUCACAGAGAUUGAGGGCUGGGUCAACUCCUUGAAAAAGUGCGAGGAGUGCAUUGUUGACGCCCAGACGGUCAGGGAACUGGCGAAUGCCAAGCUGGCCGCCCGUGACUGCGUUACCACGGUUCAAGCACACGUUGCCCAAGAGGCGGAGAGGUUCUCACAGCCGAGUGCCACUUUUCCCAAGUUCAGAGAACAGGUGAACUUGAAGGGCGCCCUGCAGAUGGCAAAGAUGAUGUACGUCGUGGACGACAGCGGGAGCGAGACGAAAUGGGCGAGGGUGAGUGUGCACGAUUGCCUCCUGCACCUUCACGCACUAGACACACAACCUCCUCCACCCUCUGCUGUUAUAUUCUCGUACAACAGCAUCAGAGAGAUGGUUCCUGAAGAUGAUGCCUCAGCUUUCAUGGAUCUUGGAUGGGGUGGAGAAACCCACGGCAGGGUCUACAUGAGGAUGUAUGGCAACACACCGCGUGCGAAGCAGUUCCUUUAUUUAUGUUCUGGGGAGAAGGGACCUUCUUACAGGGGGACACACUUCUUUGACUCUUUCAGGGUUGGGGAACCAGGAGAGAUCGUUCGAGGAGGGGAUUAUGAAAAUGACGAUGGGACAGGUGGAGCUGCCAUCUUGGAGGAUAUUGACGUGGGUGGACCAUAUCUACAGGAAGCAGUGGAAGGGCUCCUUGUAGGCGCUCACAUUAGGCAACCUGAAAGGUUAGGAGUGUUUGGCAUCAUCUUGACAGCCUAUCCAUUCAGCAAAACUGACACAGGCUUCGGGGUUGUCACCAAUGGCAUUGGAACCUUGAAGUCUGUGUCCAGACACAAGCCCAUCUCUGAUGUUGCCAUUGAAAACUGUGGCCUUGUCAUUCCCAUAUGAAGUGUGGUCGGCAGAGUAAGAGGUGAAUCUUACCUGUUGAACGAUUCCACCCAAUGGGUUCAUUCCAUUUUAAGUCUCCGCUACAUAUGGAGGACCUCCAAGUAGUCCAUUCUGUGGCAAACAUGGAUGAGGAGGUUAUCGCUGGGUUUACUACUAGCAUAGACAAGUUCCGAACCGUGCUAAAAAAAAAAGAAAUGGGAGCAUAUCUUGUUCGUUUCCUCCCAAAAAGCUCAAGCAUGUGAUAUCUCAGUAUUGUUUGCUUAUAUAGGGUACUGAAUAGUUAGUACUGGUACAUAAAGACAUCCCUGUAAAUGCUCCUAUUCAUUACUGUUGAAGUGCUGUUAACUUAGCAGUACAUAACCUCUUAUCUUGUUUGAAGCUGAAGUAACACGUGUGAUAGUAUUUUAGCAACCAGACAGUUGUCAUAUGCUAUGAUUCUAUGUUUUCAGACAAAAGCCUUUUACAUUAUACUUGUGGCCAGUCUUUACCACAGUAGCCACUGCUUUUUGCUCUCCUAGGCCUUACAUGGGCGGAGAGUGGCUUGGGUGUGGUUCAUCCUAUUUAAGUGUAGGUCAUUGGAAAGAGGUGCAUUUAUUUCUCCCUUGUCUCUGCCUCUGCUGCUCAUUUGCAACCUUGAAAGCUUUAAACUGGUAUUUUCAGCAUCAUACUACAAAUCCCCUCAGAUGCACAAUCCUCAACUUUGAUUCCCUUUUGCCAGAUUCUAUAAUUAGCAUUUUUGUUGGACAUUUCAACUGUUUGGUGCUCAAUUACUUGCAUUUUCACUGCCAGAGAGAUCGUAGAUGGUCUUUCAACACCUAUCAUUCUCGUUCUUUUUAUGUAAUCAUGGUCAUUAAUUGUGCUCUGCAAGAUGCUAUCCCAUUAUCGUCUGCAAAUUAGCAAUAUGUUCUGCUCAAAAGUUUUGUAUUGAUUAUUUGUAGGGUUUCCUCAGGAUACUUUGGAGUUCCACUGAUUUUAUUAAGUUUUCUUCUGAAAUAGUCUUCGUAGUUAAAUCAUUCCUAAGCAAUAUUUCAUAUCAAGUCAUCAGUAUUUUGAGGUGCUUCAAGACGACCAUAUCAGUAUAGCACUGACAAGAUUUUUGUCACGCUGUGUCACACUUAGUAAUGUAUCUGUGCCUUUAGCUAGUGUAUUUAUGAUUGUGAUGCGGAUGUACUGUCUAUAUAAUGCCUGUUCAUUUUGCAUUUCCACUUAACAUUUUAUGUAUCCAAUGUAACUAAACUUGUCUUUAGCAUAAAUCAGUGCAGAGUGAUGCUAGAAUAAAUGAAAAGUUGUGUAUACAGUCUGAGUGUUACUUAGUUGUUUUUCGAAACAUCAUUCCAUGUCCUGAAACCUGUGAUCCAGUGAACUCGUUGGCAGUUUUUGUAAUCUUGAAAGACAUGGCAAAUGUGUACGAAUGCAAAGUUCACUUUGAAUACUCUUUUCAGAAUCACUCAUCAUCGAAGUAUCAUUUGCAUACAUGUUUUGAACGCUUUGCUCAUUUUUAUAUGGUGGCAUUGGCUGUUCUGAGAAGGGACAGUAUUACUAACUUUUGCUACUGAUAAACAGAAUAUAGUACUGUACUGUAAA
Molecule: messenger RNA, 3335 nt
Organism: Macrobrachium nipponense
Lineage: Eukaryota; Metazoa; Arthropoda; Malacostraca; Decapoda; Palaemonidae
Product: E3 ubiquitin-protein ligase TRIM65-like
Exons: 4
Coding region: 222-1751 (509 amino acids)
Biological process (GO): protein peptidyl-prolyl isomerization
Molecular function (GO): zinc ion binding; peptidyl-prolyl cis-trans isomerase activity
Source: RefSeq, a predicted model, not a curated record